UAAUAGUUAAAAUUAUGAACAUAAUGAUAGGUGCAGACUAGGAUAUACUUAAUCUCAUUCUUCAUUUUUUCACUCGAUGAAAAAGAAUUAUAUAUCUUUAAAACAAAAAAGUAUGCAUAAUCUCUCUAAUUAGGUACUUAGAGUAUCUAACUAUAGUACUUAACGAAAAUAAAAACGUUGUCGGUUAAAUUAACAGUAGGGAUUUGGAUAUCCAGCUCCCUUGCUUGCUUAUGGUGAUCAGCAUGAACGAGAUCAAUAUUACAUGUACGACUCUCCAUGCUUCUUCAAUUCUCUUCUCUAACCUAAAUUUCCCUUUCAUUUCUGGAUCUACUACUACUACUACUACUACUUCUUCUUCUAGCUCAUUCUCCCAUUUUCAAGCCGGGUAUUGUCCCUCUCGACUGGAGCUCACAAUCAAAUCAGUAUCAAUUAUCUGAAGGAAGUAAGUCGAGCAACUUAACACUUUACAAAUGGGGGAAGUGGCAGCUGAGAAACACGUGAAGUACACCAUAUUUUUGGAAAAGAUAUUGUUGGUUUGCAAAAUGAAGAUGGUUCCUUCUCAAGAGACGUUUGGGAUGAAGUAGAUUCAAGGUUUUCUUAUAUUGCAAUAUCUCAUCUAUCGUUAUUACAUCAACUGGAGAAGAUCAAUGUUGAGAAGGCUUUCGAACUACAUUCUUAGGUGCAAAAAUAUGGAUGGGGGAUUUGGAUGCACUCCUGGUUCUGCUGUGAUGUCAGUUUUCUGUUGUGUUGGCUCGCUUGCUAUAAUGGGUUCUCUACAACAUAUUGACAAGGAUCUCCUUGGCUUGUGGUUAUGUGAGCGGCAAAUCAAAUCUGGAGGUCCUCGUGGUCGACCCGAGAAACUUCCUGAAUGUGGUUUCGAACUCCUAUUACAUACUCUAACCAAUUCUUGGCUUGGAAGUUAUUCAUACUCUCCCACUCACCAACUUCAUUGUGUUGCUUCAGUUUUGCUACUCACGGACACAGAAAAUGGUGGUAUUUCAGACAGAUCGGAUGGUGCUGUUGAUGUCUACCACACAUACCACACAUGCUUGAACAGAAUUUUCUUGAGCAAAAAAAUAUGCAGAGAAAUCCAGAAGAGUGUGUAUGGGAAGGGAACAGAACAUCCAUUAAUGGGCGUUAAUUUGGUGUGAAGUCAGGGCAAUAAACAAUAAAUAGGCAGAGCUGAUCCGAGCGGAUAAGCUCCUGAAAGAGGUGUGUCCACUGAUUUUGAGAGUGCCAUCAUCAUUAACCAUUGUAAGUCAUCAUCCCUUCUCCAUGCCCAUGCCUGUACUUACUCUCUCCUGCUUUACGCCACCAUCCCCUCCCCCUCCCCCUCCCCAUUCUGUCUUCUUUAACCUGACACUACUCUCUCUUUCACUUUCAUUUCUAUCACUCCUCACCCUCUUCUUUUUCUGCCAAUGUUCAUCGCUACUCCAUUUACUAUUCACUCACUCCUCUCAAAAGAUUA
Cucumis melo (muskmelon) is the source of this 1468-nucleotide messenger RNA. Its product is annotated as geranylgeranyl transferase type-2 subunit beta 1-like. Gene Ontology annotation, molecular function: Rab geranylgeranyltransferase activity. Gene Ontology annotation, biological process: protein geranylgeranylation. Lineage: Eukaryota; Viridiplantae; Streptophyta; Magnoliopsida; Cucurbitales; Cucurbitaceae. The transcript is spliced from 7 exons. The record is from RefSeq and is a predicted model, not a curated record. The coding region runs from base 648 to 1151 and encodes 167 amino acids. Gene Ontology annotation, cellular component: Rab-protein geranylgeranyltransferase complex.